AUGUUGCAUUUCUCUCUAGGCAUAAAACCAAGAAUCACUUUCUUAGGAUCCAUCAUCACUCUCUGCUUAGUUGGAGCAUUGGAUUUUUCAUUAAAUAGUAAGGGCUUAAAGGUGAUAUCAGACUCAUCUCUUUGGAGCAGCAUUUGGAAAGCCAGGCAGCUAGUAGACACAGCAUAUUUACAAGCCCGAAAAAGCUUAAAGGCAAAACUAGAGGAAAAGGUUGCCAACCCAAUGGAUUUCCUGAAGCACUUAAAGGACCCAGUAGGAAGAACCAGAUCUGCAGUCCGUGCUGCCGAUUACUUGGAAACUACUUUGAAACUCCUCAAAAGAAAGCUGCGUGGGAAAUGGAGAUUCAAUGUUACAGACCUACUAGACAGACAACAGAAGGAGAUGAUUUCCAAAGAAACCGGCUGUGACUAUCAGGUUCGCUCCAUUAAAUGCCCAAAGCAUGACAUUUACCGGACCUUUACUGGGGAGUGCAACAACAGAAAGCAUUCUCACCUGGGGUCCUCGAACUGCGCGUUUGCUCGCUGGCUCCCAGCAGUGUAUGAAGAUGGGGUGUCUGUUCCCAGAGGAGCAACUGAAGGAAAGCUGUACAAUGGAUUUCCACUCCCGCUGGUUCGAAAAGUGUCAAAUGAAAUUGCUCACACAGCCAACGAGAACAUCACUAAUGAUCAAGAGCUCUCUCUUUUCUUCAUGCACUGGGGCCAGUGGAUUGACCAUGACAUAGGCUUAUCCCCUUCCAGCGGUGCAGGAGCGAGCCCGGAGCUUCACUGUGAGACCAAUUGCGCCUUCGAGUCCCCUUGCUUCCCGAUUAAGUUUCCCCCCGAUGACCCACGGAUGCUGAAUUCAAACGUUUGCAUGCCAUUCAUCCAGUCGGCAUCCGUGUGCAAUCCCACGACGUUUACUCGUGAGCAGAUCAAUGCCGUCAGCUCGUUCAUGGAUGCCAGCAUGGUGUAUGGCAGUGAAGACUCCGUGGCAAAGAGUAUCAGAAAUCAGACAAACCAGCUGGGUUUGAUGGCUGUGAACCAGAAUUUUACUGAUGCGGGGCUGGAAUUAUUGCCCUUUGAGAACAAAACAAAAAGUGUUUGUGUUCUCACCAACGAGAACCUGAACAUCCCCUGUUUUAAAGCAGGUGACAAACGGGUAACUGAAAACCUGGGACUUUCUGCAUUGCACACGGUCUUUCUACGAGAACACAACCGCCUGGUUACAGAGCUGAGGAAAUUAAAUCCUCACUGGGAUGGAGAAAAGCUUUACCAAGAGGGUCGAAAGAUUGUAGGUGCCAUAAACCAGAUAAUAACAUACAGGCAUUACCUCCCACUUCUGCUUGGGGAGGAGACCAGCAAGUGGAUCCCUUUGUACAGUGGCUACGAUAAGAAUGUGGAUCCUACGGCCUCAAAUGUUUUUUCCCUGGCUUUCCGGUUUGGUCAUGCCUCAGUACGGCCUUUUGUAUCCCGUUUGGAUGACAGUUUUCAGCCUUUGUGUUCAUUAUCCCCUGUCCCUCUUCAUUUGACCUUUUGCGCUACAUGGAGAAUUAUAAUGGAAGGUGGCAUUGACCCACUCAUACGGGGCAUGGUGGUUGAUCAUGCAAAGCUGAUGAAACAGAAUCAACUGCUUGUUGAGGAGCUCCAGAACCGCCUUUUUGAACAGACAGAGAUAAUAGGUCUGGAUCUAGCAUCCCUGAACAUGCAACGGGGAAGAGACCAUGGUCUUCCAGGUUAUAAUGCCUGGAGGCACUUCUGUGGGCUCUCCCAACCUCAAAACCUGGAUGAAUUCUCUGAGGUGCUAGGCAAUUCCAAACUGGCCAAGAAGUUCAUGGAGUUGUAUGGGACACCGGACAAUAUUGACGUCUGGAUUGGGGGAGUCAUAGAGCCCUUUGUUCCCCGGGGCAGAGUUGGACCCCUCCUGGCCUGCAUCAUUGGCACCCAGUUCAGGAACCUGCGUGAUGGGGACAGAUUCUGGUGGGAGAAACCAGGAGUUUUCACUCCGGAGCAGUUGCAUGCACUGACAAAAAUCUCACUGUCGACAGUGAUCUGCCACAAUACUCGUAUCAAAAAGAUACCCAGGGAUGUGUUCAAGGUCAACAGUUAUCCUGAGGACUUCGUUGACUGCCAUGAGAUCGAUGCACUUGACCUCUCGCCCUGGAAAGAUUAG
Gavia stellata (red-throated loon) is the source of this 2157-nucleotide messenger RNA. RefSeq names its product myeloperoxidase. The transcript has 12 exons. Gene Ontology annotation, molecular function: peroxidase activity; heme binding. The record is from RefSeq and is a predicted model, not a curated record. The coding region runs from base 1 to 2157 and encodes 718 amino acids. NCBI's taxonomy places the organism in Eukaryota, Metazoa, Chordata, Aves, Gaviiformes, Gaviidae. Gene Ontology annotation, biological process: response to oxidative stress.